AAGGCUCGCGUGGAAGUUCAGAGAAGCGACAACAGAGAGGGACUUUGAGAUGCUUCUGCUUUGAAAAAAAAAAAAAAAAAACUUAAAGAAAUACUAUUGAAUUACUUAAAUUUUAGUCUCACACCUUUGUGCUCGGGAGUUUUUAUUCAGCUCGGGCUGAGAGACGAAGCGAAGAAGAUGAAGUACAUUAUAGGAAUUGGCGGAGUGACCAACGGUGGUAAAACCACUCUGACAAACAAACUUAUCAAGACUCUGCCCAACUGCUGUGUUGUGCACCAAGAUGACUUUUUCAAGAAACCCGAUCUAAUAGAAGUCGGGGAGGACGGCUUUAGACAAUGGGAUGUGAUCACAGCUUUGGACAUGGAGGCGAUGACCAACACGAUAAAGGGCUGGAUAGAGAACCCAGUGAAAUUUGCUCGCUCCCAUGGCGUCGCCCUGUCUUCCGUUCCUGAUGUGGCCAUCCCUGAUGAGCAGAUCCACAUCCUGAUUGUGGAGGGCUUUCUGCUCUACAACUACCAACCCUUGCUGGAAGUCUUUGAUAAGUGCUUUUACAUCUCAAUACCAUAUGAGGAGUGCAAAAGAAGGAGAAGUACGAGGCAGUACACUGUUCCCGACCCUCCCGGUCUGUUUGAUGGCCAUGUGUGGCCCAUGUACCUGAAGCACAGGAAACAGAUGGAGGACUGUGGUUUAAGUAUAGACUACCUGGACGGUUUGAAAUCCAAAGAGGACAUCUACAACCAGGUGUAUGAGGACCUUCAGAACAACCUGCUCAAUGGCUUAUAGCGAAUGGAGUCCUUUUCCCACCUGUAAAGACUUUGUAAAUACCCUCUAUGUUUCUUUUAUGUGAAGUUUAACUAUUGGUUUGUAAAAAUAAACAAUGUUAAAUUAUCUUUUUAUUUUUUUAAUUUUAUCUAAUGAAUAUUUUGGUUUGUUUUCUAUACUAAAUGAUCAGACUGUUUGCAUUUUGACAUUAAAGCGUUAACUGCUGCAAAGGUGCAGCACAUCAUA
Messenger RNA from Nothobranchius furzeri (turquoise killifish), 1008 nucleotides. RefSeq names its product muscle-specific beta 1 integrin binding protein (gene mibp). NCBI's taxonomy places the organism in Eukaryota, Metazoa, Chordata, Actinopteri, Cyprinodontiformes, Nothobranchiidae. Gene Ontology annotation, cellular component: cytoplasm. Gene Ontology annotation, molecular function: ribosylnicotinamide kinase activity. The record is from RefSeq and is a predicted model, not a curated record.